AUGGCAUCAUCGCAUUCCCGCCCUGCUGCUACUGCUGUGCUUGAACCGGCAUCUCCGACCUUAUUGAACUCGCUCAAGACGAAGGAGAAGGAGAGAAAAGAGGAGGCACAAACAGCGCAAUUACUGAAACGGAGAAAAAUAUCCCAUGAUGGAUGUAGCGUUAUUUCAAAGACGGAGACGACGAGAGCGGCCUUUGUUAGUUCUGCGGUUACGAUACGGAAACAGCACCAUCAUCACACCCCGCAAUCACUGCCACUGCCGCUACCACAAGACAACAUUAAGUUGAUCCCAGUUGCCCUCCUCCCCAGAUCUCAAUUGCCAUUGUCAUGGCUCGAUCCCUGUCCGGCAUCUGCGAAACGCAUACAAUCUGGUAGAUUGUUCGUCGCGAACAUAUCGGCCCUGGAAUUGGAUUUGCAUCAUCAGCAACAGCAGCGUAGAUGUGGGCCUGUCGUUUUAGCGGUGCGGCUUGCUGUAGAGGAUGAGGAGGUGCUGGUGAAGGGAGAGGAGGAACUGUAUGUUGUGGAGAGAGUUAAGAAGGGGGUAUAUGCCAUAUCUGCGCUGGGGAGUUGGGUACUAGAGGGAGAUUUGAUGGUUGCGGCUGCGAAAGGAGCGGGCGAGGAGGUAGUCGGUGAUGUUAAUGUCUACAGUGGUGGUCGGGGCGAGAAAGAGGGUGAUUGGUUGGAGAAGGCGACGAUUUCUGAUCCAGCUGCUGGAUUCUUUGCAUAUUCCCGGCCGCGGAAGGCUAUUAUGGAAAAAGUGGCGCUUGCAUUUGGACCGAAGCUGUGUGGGAAAAGGGGGCCACACAGUCUUAGUCUCGAGACGAGUGGGUUGAGUUCUGUUUCUGGAUUUUCCAUUGCACAUGACGAACAGGUUGACCGGAGGGAUACAGCCCGUUCAGAAGCAGGCGCUCCUCAUAUCAGUCUGCUGCAAAUGACUAACGAGGAUAUUCAACCCGAUACCCAGUCUGAGGAGGCAAUUGGCGUUGGGCCGUGUGAACCUGCGGAAGCGAAAGUUACUCAAACCCCCCAGGAGCUGUUUGAUAACCUCAGAUCGCAGUAUCUGGAGGCGUUAUAUAUUUCAAAGACUUCCGUGGCAUAUUUUGCAAAGGGACCCCUUUCUCGGGCCCGGGCUAGCUUUCAAUCUUCCAAUGAAAAUUUGUCAAUGAAGCCCACACACCUGUCGAAUUUCUACAGGGAGUGCAUACUGCCUGUGAAAAAGAUGGAUCUCAAGUAUAAAGACUCUCUUCCAGAAGCGAUACAAAAUUUCCUCAUAGAAAUGUCUGAUGAUGAAAUCCCGGCAAAUACAAUGAAACAAAGGACGCGGAAAGCCAAAAAAGCAAAACUUGGAAAGAAUGGACUGUAUCCCGAAGAAAGCGAUUUCGUUAGGAGGUGGUGGAGAAACAGAGACCUGUCUGAAACAUCCGUUCCGCAGCACACAUCUAGGCAAGAGGAAAUAAGACGACUAACCACUGAUUUACGUUUACGAGAAACUCAAUUGCAGAUUGUCUUGAUCCUCGAGACAAUUUCAUUGGAAGCUUCAUAUAGCAGCACAACAACCCAAGUGUUACCAGCGACGACGGAGGCUCAGACUAGCCAACCCCAGAGGCGAACAAAGGAGAGAAAACAACAGGACUUAAAUACAUUGCUUGAACUGCUCGUAGAUAGGCUAUGCAUUUGGCAUGCUGUGAGCUUCAACGACACUAUACUCACAACAUCAGCUGGCGGCAAGAGUGGGUCGGCCUGUAAGACUGCAGGGAAUGACAAGCUUCGUGACUUUUGUACAGAGGUCAUCAUUCCGUUUUAUGCUGGCCGUCUUCCUGACCAAUGUAAAACCAUCAGCCGGAAACUGGGCGGACUGAUUGCUAUUUCUCCGACUCGGCCUGCGAUUUCCCGCUCAAAAUCAGGGUCAUCUGCACAGCCGGGAGCCUCAGUGAAAAGAUCCCACAACCAAAAAUCGCAACAACGCACGCUGCAACGUGUUUUGACUGAUGAAAAAAUGGCUUCAAAGAGCAGGGCACCGUCGCUCUCUCGUUCCAACACUACCCCAAGUUUAGAUGGGUUAAAGCGUGAAAACAGCGAACCACCGUUGCUAUCUUCGAUCUCAGGUGCACGUGGAGGUAUCCAGAAGCCAAAGCGUGUGGAUAAUCGCGAGAUUGACCUUGACGCCGUCGCUAAGCAGCACGAAGUCAAAUUAAAGCGUAUGAAUUCGCUUCUGGAGCAGAAGAAAGAACUCGACGCAGCCAUCGACGCCUUGAGAAAACCCAACAGGGAACUCGUCGCGAAAGACUUCGCCGAUACUGUAGAGAAACGAGCGUCCAUGUGUAACACAAGGAAAUCAAAGCAUCCCGUCCGAAACCCAUUGGGCCAGGGGGUACAGGUUAUGGCUACCCCCAGAGGGUCGAGGAGAAAGGAUUUUGGUACUGUUACUGUCGGCAGCUCAACGCGCAUGAGCCGGGCACUGACUUUAUCGAAUGAGAAACUCGUUCCUUCAGCCGCCUUAUCUGACGAUAUUCAACUCAUCCCAUCGUCUUCGACGCGACCGAGCCAUCCCCCUAAACGUCAAUCUUUCAGCUCCAAACAUGCCCGUCACAGCUCUAUCCACGAAACGCCCACAAGAUCAUCUACACGACUCUCAUCGGGCCCGUCGAAUAGCGGGAUAUCGGCUGAUAAUGACUUCGAUUCGACACCGCUCCCCAGGCAAACCGGCAAUCUAUUCAAAGUCUUCAAAGUCCCCAAGCUUCCGGAAACGAGUAGGGCAUUCAUGCAGCAACAAGAAAUGUCGCCGAGUACAUUGCGGAAAACGAGAUCACAUCCCAACUUUGCCCACUGCGGUAACACCAACGACGGAACCAACAGUAAUAAUAAUACUAAUAAUCACCUUCCCUUUAUACAUAUCAAUAACGUAACUUCCUCGAUCCAAGAAACGCCGCCCCGCCCAGCAUGUCCCUCCUACCUCCAGCCCCCAGAAACUAUUAUAUCUCCAUCUCUCUCCCGCCAUAAUGAGAUCCAAGAAAAACGCAACCAAGGUGCCAUAAUUUUCACGACACCCAUAAAGAACACAGUUGCUGCUGUUGCUGGGUUUACGCCUGGAGACGACCACAGCACCCAUCCCAUGGCCAAUACUGGUAUUGUUACAGCAGACGCCACGCCGGAGAAGUCUAUAUAUGACCAGUUGGGAUGGAAUGAUGACGACGUUUACGAUGAUGAUGAUGAACUUGCAUUGCCUUAG
This is a messenger RNA of Histoplasma mississippiense, 3228 nucleotides long. RefSeq lists its product with no specific name. Gene Ontology annotation, biological process: DNA replication initiation. The coding region runs from base 1 to 3228 and encodes 1075 amino acids. The record is from RefSeq and is a predicted model, not a curated record. Gene Ontology annotation, cellular component: DNA replication preinitiation complex. The transcript is spliced from 3 exons. Lineage: Eukaryota; Fungi; Ascomycota; Eurotiomycetes; Onygenales; Ajellomycetaceae.